GAAAGGAGGAAUUGUAUCUUCAAGCUCAAGACGUAUCGUCUAUUGAGGCCUUGAGCAAUGCCAGAUACGAGAGACGGCCGUGGACUGGUCUCGCGUCACUUACCGGACGCAAGUCUUUCUCCCAUGAACCAUAUUCCUCCGGAGAUCCUCGAGCUCAUUCUUCUCUGCGUCGCCGCCCACGAGCCUCUCCACCUUCCGCCAAGCAACUUCCGCGUCUACCGGGAAAGAUUUUUUGCGUGUCCAGCGCUCGUCCUGAGCUGGGUAUGCUCCCGAUGGAGGGCUAUCAUCAUAUCCAACGCCGCGUUCUGGGCACCUGCUUCCAUCCACAUCACCCUCACGGACUACGUGGCGCGUGAGGACGAAACUGUCGCGGAGCACGCUGCGCGGAAGGAGCGGUGCAUAGCUCUGCUCAAGUGCUACCUGGAGCGGUCGCGAUCGAUGCCGUUGCGCCAAGUCAAUCUCAAUUCGUACUUUGACGACCCGGAGGACGAGGAGCACUGGGAGCCCGCCUUCGGGGACAUCGUGCGCUACAUAGCGUCGACCGCGCACCGCUGGAAGGCCUGCACCCUCCCGGGCUACGUCGUCGAAUGGCUGUCCGUCACGCCCGACGCCGCUCCCGAUCCCGUACUUCUCGAAUUCGCCGCCAUCGAGGAAAAGUACACCGGUACAGUGUACGACCGCCUGCAGUUCUUCCUCCGCGCGCCGCGCCUGCGCCGCUGGCUCGGCGACAUCCCGAGCAGCGCCGCGGUCUCGCGCCUCCCGUGGCAGCAGCUCACCGAGAUCCGCAUCUGGCAGUUCAUGCCCGUCCAGCGCUUCAUGCGCUUUAUCCCGCACUGCGCGCAGCUCGUCGACCUCGAGGUCAGUCUGUACAAAAGCGCGGGCGGCGCGCCGCUCCCGCCAUACGGGACCGUGCUCCUCGCGCACCUCGAUAGCGCGACGAUUGCGCUCGAUAAUGGGGAGAUCUUGUCGAGCCUGUUUGCGACGCUCGUUACGCCGAAGCUGCGGUACCUGGUCCUCAACGGCGCGUCGCCCACGACCCAGUGGGACCUCGAGCGCAGGGGGCAUCUGUGUUUGCAGCGGUGGCCGACGCUGGCUUUUGAUGGCUGGCUGGAACGCUCGCGGGGCGCGCACUCCGAGUCGCGGUGCACGCUGCAGGGCCUGGUCCUCGCGCACAUCUUCAUGCCGCGCGACGACCUCGUCUGGGUCCUCGAAAACCUCCCCGACCUCCAGGACCUCUCCCUGCAGGAGGUAGACGAUGGCUAUCCCGAACAGCAUGGCCACGUGUCCUCCAUUGACGACGACGUCCUCCGGCGUAUGACCGUUCUCGAGCGUAUCACCGAGCGUACGACAAGCCUCGAGCGCAUAUACGAACUACCUGACGAGCUACCCGACCGCAAGCCAGAGCUCCUACCCGAGCUUCGGGGACUCACGAUCGCCGGUGCCAUCCACUUCGACGGACGCAGGCUCCUCGACAUGGUCAAGUCGCGGGCCAUGGUCGAUUCAAGGGUGGAAAUGGCUGACGCCGCGCCGCCCCUCGAGUUCCUCUGCAUCCAACCCGAAAAGGGUUCGACCACGAUGCUAGACGAGGCGACGCAGACUGAAUUGCGGGACAUGGUGAUGCAAGCGCAACAGCGCGACAUGGUGGUGCAAGCGCAACAGCGCGACGUGGUGGCACAGUCUCAACAUCGCAAUACGCUGGGAGACAAGUUCUGCUACGGCGACGCGGAUAUCGCCAUGCAGAGGCUGGGUAUAUUUUUCAAACAACAGCCGCGAUGGGUGCCUACGCUUCGUAUCAUGGAUAUCGAUAUCGACGCUAUGGAGGAGUAGCGUUGCAUUCACGACCGAUGUGCUCGGGUGUGCUACUCUGCAAGGUAGACUUAUUCUACUGCACGAUUAUAUUUUACUGUCAUGCAUGGUAGACUACUAAAGCGGGCCGCUCCGAGACUACUACGUAUUCCAACCGUCCGAAUAGAGCAUCUCCCUCGCAC
This is a messenger RNA of Schizophyllum commune H4-8, 1988 nucleotides long. RefSeq lists its product as uncharacterized. The transcript has 2 exons. The record is from RefSeq and is a predicted model, not a curated record. NCBI's taxonomy places the organism in Eukaryota, Fungi, Basidiomycota, Agaricomycetes, Agaricales, Schizophyllaceae. The coding region runs from base 58 to 1827 and encodes 589 amino acids.